GGAGCCGCGGCGGCGGCGCAGCGGGGCCGCCGCGGGGCUCGGCCGGGACCGCGCAUGGCGGAGCGGCGGCGGCGGCGGCGGGGCCCGGCAGCGGCGCGGACACAGGUUGCAGAAUCAGCAUGUCUCUCCAAUAGUUAAAAAGACAGAAGCCGUCUCUGCCAGCCAAGAAACCAGCAAAGAUAUUUCACAAUGGAUGUAGACGAUGAAGAAAACAUGAGUUCGAGCAGCACCGACAUUAAAGAAAACCGCAAUGUGGACAACGUUCCCCCCAAGGACAGCGCCGGGCAGGGCCUUGGCGAGGGGACCCCGCUCUCCAACGGCGGCAGCAGCAGCAGCAGGAAGAGGCCUCUGGAGGAGGGCAACAAUGGCCACUCCAAAUUCCGCCCCAAGAAGAGGAAGAAAACGCCCGGCCCCGUUCUGCCAAAGAACGCCCUGAUGCAGCUUAACGAGAUCAAACCCGGUUUACAAUACAAACUGCUCUCGCAGACGGGGCCGGUGCACGCCCCCAUGUUUGUGAUGGCGGUGGAAGUCAACGGGCAGGUGUUCGAGGGGUCUGGCCCGACAAAAAAGAAAGCCAAGCUCCACGCUGCCGAAAAGGCGCUGCGCUCCUUCGUGCAGUUCCCCAACGCCUCGGAGGCCCACCUGGCCAUGGGCAGGACUCUGUCGGUCAACACGGACUUCACGUCCGACCAGGCCGAUUUCCCCGACACCCUCUUCAACGGCUUCGAGACGCCCGUCCCUUCCGACGCUCCCUUCUACCUGGGCUCCAACGGGGACGGCUCCUUCGGCUCGGGCGGCGACUACGGGCUGCCAUCGUGCGCCGUGGCCAGCAGCCUGUCCCAGUCCCCCCUGCCCCCGGCCUCCCCCUACCCCACGGCCAGCGGCAAGAACCCCGUCAUGAUCCUCAACGAGCUGCGCCCCGGGCUCAAGUACGAGUUCCUGUCGGAGAGCGGGGAGAGCCACGCCAAGAACUUUGUCAUGGCCGUGGCCGUGGACGGACAGACUUUCGAAGGGUCGGGAAGGAACAAAAAGCUGGCGAAAGCUCGGGCUGCUCAGUCAGCCCUGGCUUCCCUGUUCAACAUGCAGCUGGACCAGACUCCCUCUCGGCAGCCCAUUCCCAGCGAGGGGCUGCAGUUACACUUGCCACAGGUGUUAGCUGAUGCUGUUGCACGCUUGGUUGUAGAUAAAUUCAGUGAUUUGACAGAAAAUUUCUCAUCUCCACAUGCACGUCGAAAAGUCCUUGCUGGAAUUGUCAUGACAACAGGUACAGAUGUGAAAGAUGCCCUGGUAAUAAGUGUUUCUACAGGAACAAAAUGCAUCAAUGGUGAAUACAUGAGUGAUCGUGGUCUUGCAUUAAAUGAUUGCCAUGCAGAAAUCAUAGCUCGGCGGUGUCUGCUGAAAUUUCUGUACACACAACUUGAGCUUUACCUAAGCAAUAAAGAAGAUCAGCAAAAAUCCAUUUUCAUCAGGUCAGAGCAAGGCGGGUUUAAGCUGAAGGAGAAUGUGCAGUUCCACCUCUAUAUCAGCACAUCUCCUUGUGGUGAUGCUCGGAUUUUCUCACCCCAUGAGGCAGCACAAGAGGACCAAGGGGACAGACAUCCAAACCGCAAAGCCAGAGGGCAGCUCCGGACCAAAAUCGAGUCUGGGGAAGGAACCAUCCCUGUGCGCUCCACCACCACCAUCCAGACCUGGGAUGGGGUGCUGCAAGGGGAGAGGCUGCUCACCAUGUCCUGCAGUGACAAGAUAGCCAGGUGGAACGUAUUGGGUAUUCAAGGAGCCUUACUUAGCCUCUUUGUGGAGCCAAUUUACUUCUCUAGCAUCAUCUUGGGGAGUUUAUAUCAUGGGGAUCAUCUAUCCAGAGCCGUUUACCAGAGGAUAGCAGAGAUAGAAGAUCUACCACCUCUUUAUACACUCAACAGACCUUUACUUAGUGGUAUCAGCAACGCAGAGGCCCGCCAGCCAGGGAAAGCCCCCAACUUCAGUGUGAACUGGACAGUGGGAGACUCAGGCCUGGAGGUCAUUAAUGCCACCACGGGCAAGGACGAGAUGGGGCGCGCGUCGCGCCUCUGCAAGCACGCCUUCUACAGCCGCUGGAUGCGCAUCCACGCCAAGCUUUCCUCCAGCUUGCGCUCCAAGGUCCUCAAGCCCAACCUGUACCACGACACCAAGCAAGGAGCCACGGAGUACCAAACUGCUAAAGAGUGUUUGUUUAAAGCAUUCCUGAAGGCAGGACUGGGAGCCUGGGUGGAGAAGCCCAUAGAACAGGAUCAGUUUUCUCUCACAGUCUGAUUGACAAACUGCACAUCACUGAGGAAGGGGAGUUGUUCUGGAGAUUCCUGGUGUCCAGCGUUGCUUUCUGGCAUCUCCACAGCCGUCAAAACAUCCCUCUGCUCUUUGGAGUUGGGUUUCUUUGGGUUUUCUUUGAAACUUCACAGUAGCUGUUUCUGUUUUGCCUAAGUAUUGAAACUCAAUGAUGAUGCAACACAUAAUUGUAUAUUUUGUUAUAGGAAAGUAAUUUCUGGUGUAUUUCUAGAAAUACUUUUACUGUAGAAAACUUGCAGUAAGGCUGUCCUUACUGUAUACAAUGACUCAUUUUUUCUGGGUUAAAAUAAUUUCUUUUAUAAUUCAAUGUCAUCAAGUGCAUGAAGAAAUUAAUAGUUUCUCUAGGUUUUACACCACACUUUUAGGAAGUAGCUUAAUUUUUAAAAAAGAAGAUAGGUGACAAAGCUGAUUCUACUCCUCUGUUAACUUGUUUUUCAACUGCAGAUAUUUUUAGUACAUAGACCACAGAGGCGGAAUGGAGUCUGGACAGCUAGUUUUUUUUCCCAAUUCCUUGCUCUUUAAAACCAGCUGCUGAAAAUUUCAUGUCUUUGAUGUAUGUAUUUAUUAGUCUGUGAGCCAGUUUUUAACAUGCAGCUUUUUAUUCUGUUUUUAAAAAUACAUUUACCUCCCAUUUAUACCCAUUGUGAAGUCUUCAUUUUUUUUACCAUUGUAAACUGGAAACAUCAAAAUAAUUAUUUGUAAGUUAAAAAGUUUAGUCUAUCACAUGCAGAAGCCUGUUUAGAAGUAGAUGAUUUGUGUCUCCCAGGAACUCAUCUGAAUACAAUCUUAACUGUAACAGCAAUGUAACAGCUUUAAAGAAAUCUGCUCAUUUUAAGGGCACCAAGCCUGAGUUGCCAAAACCAGUGACUACUUGUUGGGUAUUAAUUGCUCUCCUCUAGAAACUCUUGUAACAGAGAAACCAAUUCUUAAAACUUAUUUCCUGUGAGUUAUAUCUGCUUUCAGCCAAAUUGUUGUGUCUGAGAUUCCCUUUUGCCUUUGGGCUUUACAUGUGUGAUGGGCAUCAUGAAGCUAAUUAGGUAGGUUGCCCUCAAACGUGUGUUCAUCUGUUCUGACUGUUCCUUUAACAAGUGUUUUUCCUGGAGGUGUGGACACUUGUGCUUUAUGUAAAAAUGUAAGAUGGAAGCGAGAUACUGAGGUUUGAUGAACUGCCCCUGGGGCCAGCAAGUCCUUGGGGUGCUGAAGACUUUAGCCAGAAGUGGGUUUACACCAAUCAUGAAUCCAAAGGCAUUUCUGCUUGAGUAGGAGCCUGUUCUCAGCUUUCAGGACCUGAAAAUCACUUGUGCAUGAGUUGGAGUCUCUAGGUUCAUGUCCUGGGAGGAAGACACUGAGGUGCAGACAGUGCAUUGGGGUGCUGCUGUGGAAAAGCAAGCAUUCCUCUGGGAAGACAAGAGAGGCUGUGACCCAGGGCUCCCUCAGGGAAUUGGUGUUUCUGGAGGUUAUUGCCUUUUCCAGAUGCUGGGGAGGAAGCUGCAAUAGAAGGGCUGGAUUAAUUCACCUUUGUGAUGGCUUCAGUCACCUCAUUGAGCUUCUCAUUAAAGCUGAGAGCACUCCUGUGGCCUCUGCAGGCCAGCAAGGCCCUUGGAGACAUCAUCCAAUCCAGGUGCAGACUGACCUCUUCCAAAACAAAGGAAUUCAGUUACAUGUGGUCAGAUUCUGCAAGAUCUGGGGCACCAAUCUUGGGAUUGACCUUGUCUUGGUCACCCUGCAGAAGUUCUGUUUGGGGCUGUAACUGGGUGUGUGAACGUGUUUCUUUUUCUGAGGAAAAGGUGGUCAAACUGUGUGUGUUUCCUUGGAGUCAUUGCUGCUCUCAGGUGAAAUACACAUUUUUAAGGGACUCAUUCAGAAGUUGGCAUCUCUCUGAUUUUUUUCGAGGACUAGGAAAGUAGUAGCUCAAACUAUUUUUUUUAUUAAGUCAGAAAUAUGAACAAAAUAUUUAAAUAGUAUUAUAGACCUAGAUUUUUAGCUGUUGGAAUGAACUAUUAACAUUAAACUAUAAUGGAAAUAUAUUCCAUGCCAGAAUCUUUUGACAAAGGAGUUGUGCCAGGUUAUUUGUGAGGAAAAGUUCUCUUGUUGGUAAUUCUGGGAUUUUAAAAAGAAGCUGUCCAGGGUAGUCUGUCUUGUAGGAGUCAAUAAAAACUGCUUGGCUUCCUUCAAUCCCUUGUUCCUUCUUGUGCAGCUCACAGUGGAAGGAAGUAGGGAGAGCUCCCUGGAAAUCAGUGUUACUGGGCAAGGAAGGAUGGCCAUGUAGGUAAUCUCAAGUGGCUGCAAUAAAGAUCAGACACCUCAGCCUCUGGCAGCUGCCAGGUUUUGUAGGAAACCAGCUUUUGGAGACUGAGGCUCUGGAAAGCCUGGGCUGGGUAGGUGGGAGCUGGCCUGCACAGGGAGGUUGUACUGCUGCUCUGGGAGCUGCUUCUAUUCUUUUACUUUUUAUUUUUUUCCCUUAUAUUUGAUUGAAUAUUUAUAUAAUUAUUUUGAUUGAAUAUUUGCAUAAUUGAGUAUUUGUCUCAGGAUCUUCAAAGGACUUAGAGUAACAACUUUAAUGUUGAUGAAUACUUGAAAUUGAAUUUAAGGUGUUUUUUUCUCCAGAUGGCAGUCUGGCUUGUAGUAAAGUUUUAUAGGUUAGGUAAAUAGAUAAUUUUAAAUAUAGAUGUUUAAAAAAAAUUAUAUGUAUAUGUUCUGCAGGAUCAUUGUAAGAAAAUCUGGGCCUAAAGGUUAACACUUGAAAUCUUGCUUAUGGCUGUACUCAGGACUGGUGAUAACUGUAGAUUAUUUACUGAUUGUGUGAGUGUUGUUGUGUAGGAGCUUGUUAGCAGUGGGGGUGUCCAGCUGGCUCUGCCCCUGCAGCACCUGGAGAUGGGAACAGGGGCUCUGCUGCCUUAGGGAUGCACAGCAGUGAGGUUUCUGUACAGCUGGCAAUUUCCAUUUUCUCCUUGUCUUGGAGAAAUCUUUUCAUGGCUGGUCACUGCACAGGCAGCUCUGGAGAGGAAGAUUUUUGUGUGCAGUUCCUCUAAAUGUAAGAGAACUAGCAGCUGAAAGGCUCAGGGUCAGGGAACUGGGAUUGCUUUUCAUCAGUGCAGCUCUGGAGAUGGGCUGGGAGAGCUGCAAUGUCUGUGCAGGCACACAGUUUGUGGUGAUUGGGGCUGGCCCAGCCUCAUCCCCAGCGGGCACAGCUGUGCAGGACAGGUGAAUGCUGUUGAAGGGAACGAGCCAUGGAGUGCCCAGGGGCACUGACCAACCACCAAAGGGAACAGAGGGCACACAGGGGCAGGGCAGCAACAGCAGGGGAUAAAAGGCUGGGCUGAAGGACAAGAAGGGCACAUGCCUGGAGCCUGCUGAAGAGGUGUGGUGUUUUUCUGUAUGGGCAGGUGCCUGAAGCCUUCAGAAGGGGUAAGGAGUUACUCUGAAGCUUUCUGAUAUUGUGUGGUGAUACUCUGUGUGUGGUGGCUGUCUCACUGUGACAUUGCAGUGGCAUGUGCUGAGACAGGGCUGUUCACCAAAAGAGAAUCUCAGGGGAGGCCUUGGAGCUCCUUCCAGAGGGGCUCUAGGAGAGCUGGAGAGCACCUGGAGUGCCAGGGUAACAGGCAUGGCUACAAACUAAUGGACAUUAGAUUUUGGCUGGAUAUUGGGAAGAAUUUUUUCCCUGGGAGGGUGGGGAGGCCCUGGCACAGGGUGCCCAGAGAAGCUGCCCCAUCCCUGGAAGUGUUCAAGGUCAGAUUGGAUGGGGCUUGGAGCAGCCUGGGACAGUGAGAGAUGUGUCUAUCCAUGGCAGGGGGCUGGAACUGGAUGAGCUGUAAGGUUCUUGCAAACCAUUCCAUGAUUUUGUGAUGCCCAAGAGUGCAUGUAGCCAAGGAACACCCCAGAACUCCCUGUGCUCUCAGUGAUAUGUGCUCAAGUGAAAGCUGUUGGUUCUGAGUGUUUGGGAGCAUGAGGCAGAGCCUGUGUCAGGGAGUAGUGCUGCCUUUGGAAACCAAGCUCUGGUUUUAGAAGAAUUACUAGCUAGGAAUUGAGAAUGUGUUCUAAGAACUGCUUAGUCAUGGUCACCACAUAAGUAAAAUGUUGAGGUUUUUAGAUAUCAGUAGUUUUCAAAAUAGUUUUAUGUCCAUUCCUUAAAUUAUUGUUUGGAAGGCUCAUGCUUGCAGAGAAGCUGCACUUUGAAUUCUUUCCAAUUUCAUCAUCAUUAACUGUCCACUGUGAAAAUUAUCCCAAAGUUUACUGAAAAGGAAGGAGAGCUGCAAUUCAGGUAGAGAGUCAGAACCAAAAUCUGUCAUGUUAUUUACAACCUAAGACUCCACAGAAAUAAAAUGUAUAAAAUAUAACUAUUCUGUCUCAGAAUCACUGCCUGGGUUUUGUUGGGUUUCUUUGUCCAUUUUUUAAUUUGUUUUCUAUUACUAAGUGUUUUCAGUUGAGCUUCAAUGUUUCCACCUGGACUUUGUGUGCUCCUGUUGGCAGAGGAGGUUGUGUUUAUCCUGGGGCUGGAGCUAGCAGAGGCACAGAGGUUUCUGUGUGUCCAUCUGAGGCUCGUUGGGCCUGCUGUUCUUCCUUUGUGCAAACAGCUGGAGGAUUUGCAGCAAUUUUGGGUUGAUUCCCUGUAGGAGAAGUUGUGUGGGUCUCUGGGCAGGCAGGCUUGGUGUUUGGAGCUGCAGGAUGGGGGGUUCAUCCCUAGGCAGGUGUUUGUCCCUAAAAUGGGAUGGACUCUGGCAGUUUUCCCUCCUCAGUGCAUCCACUGGCAUCGUGUGCUCGAGCCCACACAGGGCUUCCCAUAAAACUGCUUUUCCUGGGAAUAAUGCAAAGCAAUCAUCAGGGGCUGCAGGAACUGAGCUGGGGCUGGAGUUCUGGAGCUGGCCGGGCUGUGGGGCCCAGGGAGGGCCCACAUUCCUUGUUGGAUCAUGUCCAUGUUCUGUGUUUUUCUGCACCUUUCAGCCAAAGGCCUCUCCCACUAGAAUGGGUAAUUAAUUGCACCCACAGCGUCUGUGUUUGCAGCAAUGAGUUUUGUGGGUAGCUGUGCUUUGUUUUCUUCAGUCAUUCCAGAAGAGAGGAAUUGAGAAAUCUGCUGUGUUUGCAGCCACCUCAGCAGAUAGAGCAGUUUAAGUAAUACCUGUUCUCUGGAGGGGAAGCUCCACAGUUGGUGUCACUGCCGUGUUUUUAUGUUUGUAAUAUCUUCAUCACUAUCAUACCAGUAUCAUUUCUGUUGCAGUUUGGCUGAGAUGUCCUCAACAGGUUUAAGAUGCAAUGUGUGUGUAUGUGAAUAUGUAUUUAUACAUCCCUGUGUAUAAUAUUGCUGUAUAUUAUUUGCAUUGAGCAGUUACUCUUCCCUGUGUGACAGUGCAAACACAUCAGCUUUACCUGCCUGGUGUAAGGUUAUUAAAGAACACUUUCAGAUACUGUCCUUGACACUUUCUCCAUUCAUAACCCCAAAUUUGAAGAGGAGACCUUGUUAUACCUCUGGUUUGUCACUUUCCUUCCAGCAUUUCUGUCCUCCCAGUGUCACUGCUGAAGCACAACCCCUUGGUCGAUUAUUUUAAGCAAUGACUGUUUUGCAUACUACCUUGCUUUGUUUAAGUAAUGUUUGUACAGAGAUUUCAAAAUAUAAAGAGCUAUAUAAUUG
This is a messenger RNA of Zonotrichia leucophrys gambelii, 7948 nucleotides long. RefSeq names its product adenosine deaminase RNA specific B1 (gene ADARB1). The coding region runs from base 190 to 2289 and encodes 699 amino acids. Lineage: Eukaryota; Metazoa; Chordata; Aves; Passeriformes; Passerellidae. The record is from RefSeq and is a predicted model, not a curated record. The transcript is spliced from 11 exons. Gene Ontology annotation, molecular function: tRNA-specific adenosine deaminase activity; double-stranded RNA binding; double-stranded RNA adenosine deaminase activity. Gene Ontology annotation, cellular component: cytoplasm; nucleolus. Gene Ontology annotation, biological process: RNA processing; adenosine to inosine editing.